Molecule: messenger RNA, 1779 nt
Organism: Dioscorea cayenensis subsp. rotundata (Guinea yam)
Lineage: Eukaryota; Viridiplantae; Streptophyta; Magnoliopsida; Dioscoreales; Dioscoreaceae
Product: phospholipase A1-Ibeta2, chloroplastic
Biological process (GO): lipid metabolic process
Molecular function (GO): glycerophospholipase activity
Source: RefSeq, a predicted model, not a curated record
AUAACCAACCUAUCAACCAACCAUUCAUCUUCAAAUUUUAAGCCAAACCAAUUAGCUAGCCACCUCAAUUGAUCUCUAAUGGCUUUCGCCACAGUUACAGCACCACCACGGCCGGUGUCCCCCGACCGCACCACCAUCCCGAAGCGCAGCUGCUCUCCUCUCAAUCCUCUCUCCCGUCCUCAACCUCUCAAACCAACCACAACCACCACCACCACCAUCUCUACUCGCCAACACCUCUCCAACCUUAACCGUUUUCUUGACUCCCAACAUCCCCCACUCCCAUCUCAACCCCUACAACCAUCACUCCCCUUCAAUGACUCCCUCCCUCUCGACCCCGACCCACACGUCCCACGCCCUCCCGGCCUUUUCCAUGCCAUCAACGUUCCUUUCCUCUUCCCCUCCUUUCGUCGCUCAGCUGAGGACAUCGACAUGUCCCCUCGCAGCCUCUCUCAUCUUCAACGUCUCCUCUCUGACUCUCCUAGACCUUCUCCUAAGACCUCCAUCUCCUCUCAAUGGCAAGACUUCCACGGCCGCCGUAACUGGGCCGGUCUUCUUGACCCUCUCGACGAGAACCUCCGCCGAGAACUCCUCCGCUGCGGCGACUUCGUCACAGCUGCCUACAACGCUUUCCACUCCAACCCUUCUUCUCCUCGUCCCCUUCUUCUCCCUGAUCGCUCUUACCGUGUCACCAAAUCCCUUCACGUCACCUCCUCUUUAGACUUCCCUUCCUGGGCUCUUCCUCUCGCUCCGGCACCAUGGAUGGCUGAGCGGUCUAGCUGGGCCGGUUACGUUGCCGUUUGCGAUAACGAGAGGGAGAUACAACGCAUGGGUCGUCGAGACAUCGUCAUCGCUCUGCGCGGCACUGCUACUUGUCUCGAGUGGGCCGAGAACUUCCGUGCAGGUCUCGUCACCGUCUCCGACGACUCCAGUGUGAAUCCGUCGAGCCAACGAGCAGCCAAGGUCGAGCGUGGUUUCUGGAAUCUCUUCAACACUCCAGGCUCUCAAGUCUCCAGCCUCGCUGACGCUGUGGUUAAAGAGGUUCGUCGGUUAAUGGACAAGUACGCCGGAGAAGAACUGAGCAUCACUGUGACCGGGCACAGCCUUGGAGCAGCUCUGGCUCUGCUUGUCGCCGACGAGCUUAGCAGCGCCGUCGAGAACGCGCCGCCAAUCGCCGUGUUCUCUUUCGGCGGGCCUCGGGUCGGGAACAAGGCGUUCGCUGACCGAGUCGAGGAGAAGCGGGUCAAGGUUUUGAGAGUAGUCAACGCUCAUGACGUCAUCACAAAAGUGCCAGGUGUGCUGCCUUCGCACGUGAGAGGGGAGGACGCGUAUGCUGAUGUCGGGGUUGAGCUGCGUGUGGACUCACGUGCUUCGCCUUAUCUGAAGCCCAAUGCUGACGUGGCUUGUUGUCACGAUCUCGAGGCAUACUUGCAUCUAGUGGACGGGUUCAUGGGCACCGGGUGCCCAUUCCGGGCUAACGCGAAGAGAAGUAUUGCGAAGUUAAUGGACCAGCAACGGGCUAAUAUGAGAGGGGUUUUUGUGGCUAAGGCCCGACAACUUGGGUUAGGGUCGGGCCAUAACCCGGCCAGGAAACUGAGUCUGGGCCCGUUACAACCGGUGGCGCUGGCUCGGUCUAACAGUAACGUGCCCAGCCUGUCUCGCUAGUCCAUCGUGAUCCGUGUGCGUUUUGUGAUUAUAUUAAUUGUGUAUCAUUAUCAAUGUGAAUGUGAUUAAGAUGUAUACUUUUGUUGGAUUAAAUGAAUUCAUUAUUUGAUUAGGUUA